AAGUGUAGUUUCACAACAACAAUAAUCAUAGUGUGGUUAAAAUUUCAAACAUUAUCGUUCUUAUCAGUCGUCUGUAACCGUUAAAAAUUGUAAAUUGGAAUAUUCUGUGAUAUUACCGAAUAGGAUGUUUAUAUAUUCAUAUUGAUAUAGCCGGUUAUCCGAUAGUACUUGCUAUGAAGUUACUAUUUAUUACCUAUUUAGUAUUCGUUUAUUGUACUGAAUACUGAUGUUAGAAUCUGUGUUUUUCCAUGUCCGCGUCUUCGUUGUCGCUGUAAAUUAUUGUUAUAUCCACCCGUAGAUGUCAAUUCUACCGAACGUGAUCGAAUCAAUUAAAAGGCACCCUCUUCUGACCAAAUUUUGAUUACAGAUAUUGAUUGAGUCAACAGCCCCGAACCGGUACACACUAUGACUAAAACAUUAACGACUGCAUCAGAUGUGUACAAUCGCAUGUUAGAGUCUUUGAACAGCCACAACAAUGUCAAGUAUAUGCCAUAUCGCAUUGCUCUGAAAUUGACCGUCUUACAAAAAUACACUUGCUUGGAUAAAGUGUCAUUGUAUGUAAUAAAUGGUGUUUAUGAGCAACAUAAAGGAAAAAAUCUGAAUCUAAUCGAUAAGGUUAGGUUAGAUGAUAUUGUAUCUGAUAUCUAUUUUGCAGUCCAAAAAGAAUACUCAGAUUUAACCUUUGACGGAGAAAUAGUAUCUAACGUUUUAGUUCAGUUAUUGGGUCAAAUAUUUUCAAAGUAUACAAAUAAACAAAUCAAUUUAAGAUCUGCUCUGACUGUCAUAGCCUGUUUAUCAUGUGAUAGACUUCGUGUACGAUUGGGUUAUAUGUUCCAGUUAAAUUGCCUUAACAAUGAACUUGGUUUAACAAAAGAAUGUUUUAGAAAUUUUUUAAGAGACCUCAGUUUAUUACUAAACUUUUUAUCAGAAAAAAGUGUAUUUGAAUCCUCUUCAAUCAACAAUAUAAUUGAUAAUUGCUUCCAAAAUUUAAAAAACCCAAAUUAUAUGACAGAAGCUGAAUUUAUGCGAUGGUUUAUGACUGAGCCACCAGUAUUAGAAUGGUUACAAAUAUUGUAUAGAAUAAAAAUGGCUGAAAAUGUCAAUCAUGAAGUAAACUGUAAAGUUUGCAAAUUACCUGUGAUAGGAUUACGUUAUUUUUGUCUAAAAUGUGUAAAUUAUAAUCAGUGCCAAAACUGUUUUUUGAUUGGUGCCACUAACAAAAAACAUAAAUUAAAACAUGCUAUGCAAGAAUAUUGUUGGCUGGAAACACCUCAACAGUUAUACACACAAUACUUAAAAUCCUAUUUAGGAAGAAUUUUUGGUUUAACAUCAAAAAUUCGAUAUCUUCCUGUUGAGAUGCCUAUUGAUGUUAUUGAAACAAAACAAAAUGCUGUAUGGGCUAAGGAAACCAGUAGUAUUUCAAAUGAUUCCAUCGCAGUCAAAUCACCUCGUCAAGAAUUACAGAGUGUUAUAUCACAAAUAGAAAGAGAAAAUAGACUAUUGGAGAUUGAAGUAAAUACAUUGAAACGAGGUGACUCUCAGUUUGAAGCAUUUUUAGACCAACACCGGAGCAAAAUCGAAAAACAGUUGAUACGUCUAAAACAUUUAAAGAACCAUUUGAGUGGUACGUUCGGACGUGGUAAGAUGAAGCGUAUGCAGAGCACACCUCUUAUCGUGUCAAGACCAAAUUGUAAAGAUAAUGGAAUCGCCGCGGUCAACCUGAGUCCGAUAUUUUCUGCCGAAGCGUCAUCGCGCACUACUAAUAGUUGCUCUGGUCUAAGUGCGCUUAGCACGUUGUACGGCGAAAAGAUGGUCGGAGAAGGCUUAGUCUCUGAACCAAAUGAAUUUUCUUACUGGUUGGGCCCGAAAAUUGCUUCCGCCAAGAACCGAGAAUUGGACGGGACUUAUAUCGAAAAACCAGAUCACAACGACAAAGAAAACGAUCCUGCAGUGGCUGUAGCCGUGCCAGCUAGAUCCGAGUCCCAACCGCCAUUGUCGGUUUUAUCCGACAUUCUGAACAGGCCGUCAAGUGCUGGUGGCGACGACCCUAAGUCUCCCGACAAAAUUUCCAUUACGGUUAACAAACAGUCGUCAGUAUGGCUCAACGCCAGUAGAGACUACGCCAGAGAGCCAGUUGACGACAAAGACAUGGACGAAUUGCACACCGAACUAGAUAAGAUUUUGGACCAGUUACAGAAACUCGUAACGUAGAUAAAUAAAAAAAAACAUCUAACUUUUAUUUUUUUUUUCCUAUUAAAUUUAAUUUUGCACUUUAUA
Molecule: messenger RNA, 2277 nt
Organism: Melanaphis sacchari
Lineage: Eukaryota; Metazoa; Arthropoda; Insecta; Hemiptera; Aphididae
Product: dystrotelin-like
Exons: 10
Coding region: 406-2211 (601 amino acids)
Biological process (GO): synaptic signaling
Cellular component (GO): plasma membrane
Molecular function (GO): zinc ion binding
Source: RefSeq, a predicted model, not a curated record